AUGGCUCUCGGGAAAAUACGCAUGGCCUCCCUGGUAGUUCCUGAACCGGUGAAACAGCGACGGUCACGUACAAACUUCACGCUCGAACAGCUGAACGAACUGGAGCGGCUCUUUGACGAGACCCACUACCCGGACGCCUUCAUGAGGGAGGAGCUAUCGCAGCGACUGGGUCUCUCGGAGGCCAGACAACGUUCAAGAAUUCCUGAGUGGUUCUGGUUGAGCCUCAAGUAUUUUUCGGGAGCCAUGAUGUCUCGUAUGCUUAAGAGGAUGAAGAGGGGCCAUGUGGUGAGCCAGCGAGCCAUGAAACACCGAGAUAGAGCAACACUGGAGGAAAAAGUGAAGGGGAAGCAACUGGGAGAUUAG
This is a messenger RNA of Penaeus monodon (black tiger shrimp), 363 nucleotides long. RefSeq names its product retinal homeobox protein Rx-like. Bases 1 to 363 code for a protein of 120 amino acids. Gene Ontology annotation, biological process: regulation of transcription by RNA polymerase II. NCBI's taxonomy places the organism in Eukaryota, Metazoa, Arthropoda, Malacostraca, Decapoda, Penaeidae. Gene Ontology annotation, molecular function: DNA-binding transcription factor activity, RNA polymerase II-specific; sequence-specific double-stranded DNA binding. The transcript has 3 exons. Gene Ontology annotation, cellular component: nucleus. The record is from RefSeq and is a predicted model, not a curated record.